Molecule: messenger RNA, 777 nt
Organism: Seminavis robusta
Lineage: Eukaryota; Bacillariophyta; Bacillariophyceae; Naviculales; Naviculaceae
Source: the annotation of a GenBank genome assembly
AUGCUCUACCCCGACUGCUGGGACUUGACACCAAGGAUAUUGUGCAGGGUUACCUCAUUGACCAAGCCAUUGAAGAUUAUGAAACGCAAGAAAACGAAAAAGGUGGUACAAGUUGAAUUCAACGACUUGCUUAUCACCAACAAUGAAGAAGGUGGCUCUAUUCCGUGCAAAGGAAUCACCUUCCAACCCUAUGAAGUGUUUGGGGACGAAUCUCUUGUCCACGAAAGGCCCAGCACUGGCGACGCUGAUAUGAAUGCAAGCCAGGAUGCCGAGACAGUGCGUAGGAGAAAGCGCUUGUCCCGAAAAACGCCCGCCACCAGAAAGGUUCGAAAGAUUGAGAAGGACAAGGGACAGCAAGUUUUCAACAAGAGGUCUGUGACAGCCGACUGUUUGUUGAUGAAGGUUGAGUGGCAAUACACCGGUGGAUAUGAUGACACGUGUCAACCAAGAAUCGGCCACCUUAGGCUCACAAAGUUGAUCAACAACACUGUGAUUGAUAUUGUGGGGUGGCACAAAGAAGUUGACACCGAGAAGCGGCCAUUCUUCUCGGUCACUGGUGUUUUCAUGAUCACCAGCUUUCGCAUGUCAGAUGAUAUUCUAAGGCUGCGGGUUUGUGGAUCUCAAACAGCUGAGCAGUUUCGUCGUGCCUUUGACUACUACAGUUUGUGGCCCAUGGACUCGUCUGCAAGUGAUUUUCUUUCAACUGUUCGAGUCGGUUACACAACACAGGAAUGUCAUGACAAUGAUCAGGUUCUCUACGGGCAAGCUCGCUCCUAA